AUGCCAGAUCCUGAGACAAGUCCUCCUGAAUUGACAAAAUAUAAAUGCUUGCUAUGCAAGAGGGAUCUUUCAUUAACAUCAGAAGGUGCAGUAUACCAGCCUACAGCACCACCAGCAGUUGCUAUUCUUCCUUGUGGCCAUACUUUUCAUGAUCAAUGUUUGCAAAAAAUCACUCCUCAAGACCAAGCAAAAGAUCCGCCUUGCAUUCCUUGCGCCAUUGGGGAUGGCUAUGAUAUUGUAUUAAAGAAGGCAAGAUGCAUUAGCGGCUGUCAAAAGGUAUUUGAAAUUGAUAACAUGAAAGCAUGGAAAUCUGUUUUGAUAUUUGCCACUUCAUAUGCAUUGGGGCUUUUCAUGAUUGCUAAAUCCCCAUGGUAUUUUCUUCCAUUAGCUUGGGCAUGGACAGAAACUGCAGUUACAGGGGUAAAAUUGUAA
Molecule: messenger RNA, 432 nt
Organism: Lactuca saligna
Lineage: Eukaryota; Viridiplantae; Streptophyta; Magnoliopsida; Asterales; Asteraceae
Source: the annotation of a GenBank genome assembly